AUGCCAUCACCAGGCCGCACGCUCCUCUGCCUCGUCGCCCUAACCACCAUCGUCGGCGGCUACAUCGCAGACUGGAACGAAACACAUGUCUACAACCCGCGCUGGCCACCACACGCCAAAUUCCACAACGGGCAGACAAUGUCCAUGGGCGCCGCCCUCGGCCUCACCACUUUGUUUUUCCUCUACGGGCCGCCAGCAUCAGCAUCAGCAUCAUCGUCUUCCACGUCAUCGACGGCAGCUACGCAAAGACUGUCGCUGUAUACAGCGUCAUGGAUCGCCAGUCUCUACUGGAUAACGCAGUUGUCGGCGCUGUUCUAUCCGGGUUCGUUGGCUGUUGAUCCGGAGUUUGGAGAGGGGCAGCCGCAGGUUUAUAUUUGUGCGGUGUUGUUGAGUUGUAUUGUUGUGGGGAUGGGAUUGGAAAGAAAGAAAAUUGCGGCGGCGGAGGAGAAGAAGGGUGCUUAA
Messenger RNA from Talaromyces marneffei, 462 nucleotides. RefSeq lists its product as uncharacterized. The coding region runs from base 1 to 462 and encodes 153 amino acids. NCBI's taxonomy places the organism in Eukaryota, Fungi, Ascomycota, Eurotiomycetes, Eurotiales, Trichocomaceae. The transcript has a single exon. The record is from RefSeq and is a predicted model, not a curated record.